Messenger RNA from Lineus longissimus, 4043 nucleotides. RefSeq names its product glucose-6-phosphate 1-dehydrogenase-like. The transcript is spliced from 11 exons. The coding region runs from base 343 to 2010 and encodes 555 amino acids. Gene Ontology annotation, molecular function: glucose-6-phosphate dehydrogenase activity; NADP binding. The record is from RefSeq and is a predicted model, not a curated record. Gene Ontology annotation, biological process: glucose metabolic process; pentose-phosphate shunt, oxidative branch. Gene Ontology annotation, cellular component: cytosol. Lineage: Eukaryota; Metazoa; Nemertea; Pilidiophora; Heteronemertea; Lineidae.
GGUAGGCCAGGUCAAUGUUUACCUGAUUGACACCCUGGUUGCAGAUUUUCUUGUGAACAAAAGUACCGUUUGUUCCUUCUUGCUGUCUUAUCAGAGAGGAGGGAACAGCUGAGCGUGUAGUUUAUCAGUGUGUGCUGUAACAAGUAGUGGCUUUUCUAACCAGCUGUAGCGAUCCGACGAGGUUGAUAGAGUAGUUACAAUCUCUCUAGCUUAACAAUAAUACAAUCUGCACGAGUGACUAGCUUAGAGAUUUCUCGAAUUCAAAAUUAAUAACAUUUAGUGACUUAAAGCUUCGUGUUUUUGGCAACAGCCAAACUAGUCAUAAAUUUGUGUUCUCAGUCGAUGUAUAAAUCUUGGUUAGGGAUGCAGCGUGAAGGAAGUGCUGGGGAGGAGAUGGCCAAACAGCUGGCGCGCGCUGACGCAAUCGACACCUCCGAUUUGAGGUUGCAGCAUGCAGCGACGAUCGCGUUGAUCAAGAAGUCGAUAAGUUAUGAGGAUUCGGAGCGACACGUCUUCGUGGUUUUUGGAGCUUCCGGAGACUUGGCAAAGAAGAAGAUCUAUCCUACUCUAUGGGAGAUUUUCAAAGAUGAACUCAUCCCAGAGAACACCAUCUUCAUUGGUUACGCCCGAUCCAAAAUCACGGUGGAGGAAAUCAGGAAGAGAUCUUCACCAUUUAUCAAGGUAACUGAUGAACAAAAGGGACUCUUUAACAGUUUCUGGACCAGGAAUCUUUACGUCCAAGGAGCCUACGACACGUCUGAGGGAUUCAUCAAGUUGAAUAAGGAAAUCGAGGGCAUUGGGAAGUGUAAUCGGCUGUUCUAUCUUGCCCUGCCACCCAGUGUUUUCAUUCAGGUGUCAAAGAACAUCAAGGAUCACUGCAUGUCUGCACCCCCCCACUGGAGCAGGUUGAUUGUGGAGAAGCCAUUUGGACGCGACUCACAGAGUUCUGCCGAGCUUUCCAACCACCUGUCGUCGUUAUUCAAAGAGGAACAGCUGUAUCGUAUAGACCAUUACCUCGGCAAGGAGAUGACUCAGAAUAUACUCACUCUCAGAUUUGCCAACCGUCUGUUUGGACCAGUUUGGAACAGGGACAACAUCUCGUCCGUCAUGAUAUCAUUCAAGGAACCCUUUGGGACGCAGGGCCGAGGGGGAUACUUCGAUGAGUUUGGUAUCAUUCGUGACGUCAUGCAGAAUCACCUCCUCCAGCUGCUCUGUCUGACCGCCAUGGAGAAACCGUGCAGUCUCCAGGCUGAGGAUAUUCGCGAUGAAAAGGUUAAAGUUCUCAAAUGCAUGCCCGAGUUGAAGAUGGAAAAUCUUGUGAUUGGUCAGUACACAGGGAAUCCAGCAGGUCCGUCCGAGGACUCUAGACUUGGCUACCUCGAUGAUCCAACCGUCCCUAAGGGCUCGACGACCGGCACGUACGCCUGCGGUGCUCUGUAUGUCAACAACGAGCGAUGGGAUGGCGUGCCGUUCAUUCUCAGGUGUGGGAAAGCUCUGAAUGAAAGAAAGGCUGAGGUGCGCAUCCAGUUCCGCGAUGUGCCUGGCGACAUCUUUGCUAACGGAGAAUGCCAGCGGAAUGAGCUCGUGAUGCGGGUCCAGCCUGGCGAGGCAGUCUACGUCAAGAUGAUGAUCAAACGUCCGGGAAUGUCUUUCAAUGCAGAGGAGACUGAACUUGAUUUGACAUAUGGCAGCAGAUAUCAGAAUGUGCGAAUGCCUGAAGCCUAUGAGCGUCUCAUCCUUGAUGUGUUCUGCGGAAGCCAGGCAUCGUUCGUACGCAGUGACGAGCUCCGUGAAGCGUGGAGAAUAUUCACACCGAUCCUCCACAAGAUCGAGAAUGAGAAAGUCAAACCGUCGACAUAUGUUUAUGGCAGCCGAGGACCGCAAGAGGCAGACGACCUCAUGGCAAAGAACGGAUUCAAAUACACCGGGACUUACACAUGGCAUAAAGAUGAGAGACGCAAGGUGGCACUGGAUGAGACGGAACCUGUGGCCAAUGUCAACAAAUUGUGAUAGACACUGACUAGAAUAAAAAAUAAAUGGUAUUUUAAUCACCUUAAUUGGCAUGACCCUAGUUUGUUGCAGAAACAUCAGUUUCAGAUGAGAAUUACUGUAGCUGAAUAUAUGCUUAUUCCAGCGUCCCCUUUAAAUUUAAUUUAGGGCUUACUAUGUUUUUUUAAUCGGUUUUAAAGUCAGAGACAUGCCAGUUCAUGAGUUGUCAGGAUGCCGACCUCAGAAAGUCAGUCAGAUAGGUGAGUGCCGAGGAUAGUUGAAUCAGGUCUUUUACAUUUGAAUGUCGGAUAUAUAUUGGUUAGGGAAACUAUAUGAGUGUUUUGUAUCCGCAUCUAUCUUAUAACUAUAGUUGCAUAUUUAUGUAUGGGAUCAUGAAAUAGUUCCCCCUCAACAUAGCGAUGUACAUUACUGGAAAUUUUCAAGAAUUUGCUUAUAUCUCUUACCAAGGAAACGACACCAUAUUGAAAAAUAGCAGCGUGUCUGCAUGCACGGGCGGGUGGUAUACACUUUAGCAAUGUGUAACAAGUGCAACGCGAGCUUUGUACUCUGACAGUGGCUCCUCCGUCUACCCAAAUCUGAUAAUGGGGGGGGGGCACUAUUUGAAGAGUACAUGUAGUUAUAGUUCUCCCGCCAAGAAAUUUGGCAACAUAAGAAAGAAGAAGGCUGUACUUCAACUUGGUGGUCACAAAUCUUUCUGAAAUGAAACUGUUUUAUGAUGUAUGUGCUAAUUAAACUAUUCCUGCUUGAGGCUGCACUGAGAACCUAUAUGACUUCUGUUGUGAAUUAAAUCUGCCAAAUACUGACUAUGCAUAACCCUACAGUAUUCUUCCUAGAGAUCAUCCUAUUGUUUCACUCCUGCGGCAUAUUUUAUAUCAUUGCGUACUUAUUCAUUUAUCAACUUUCUACGGAAACGAUUGCUCAGACAUCAAAUUUGUGACAAGUUUGGCAAGUAUUACAAUAAAGAAGCACUGUGAGUAUUUGAAGUUAAACUCAAGUGUUCUAGUUUUAUGCGAGUUAUGGACUUUAGUGAGAGGUCGACUUCAUCAUGUUUGUUCUUUAGACUUUCUUGGCCAAACUUAUUAUAAAAUGGAAUUUUAUCUUUGUUUGUUAUAAGCGAUUUGUUCUUGAACUGUUUUUUGUAUAAGAUUACAAUCGUCUCUGUAAGAUAUUUCACAUCUAGAUGAAACGCAAGACUUUUUAUGAGUUGGUGCUCUGUGCUUACAAAGCUUAUGCCCCGAAUGGACCUAUUAGCUUCCAACUGUUCUCUUGUGUUACAGCAGCCACACCAUCAGGGAUAAAUACAGUGGAACCUCCCUUAGCGGACACCUCUCUAUUAAGGACAACCUCUCAAUUAAGGACACAAGGUUUGGUCCCAAAUUGGCUGUUUCCAUUCCAUUUGACCUCUCUAAUCAGGACACCUCUGCUUAAGGACAGCACUUGUCAGUCCCGAGGGUGUCCUUAAUAGAGGGGUUCUACUGUAUGUACAAACUUUCUCUAAAAACCUUCCUUAUAUGGUCAAGAGAAUGGAUGUGGCAGGGUAAAAGAGGCCUGUCCACCAAAUCGGGUAGUAAGUCACCUGUCCCAGUAUUUUGCAAUUGCUGGCAGGAUGAAUUAUGUAAAUUUUGGUCCACAUUCAGAUUAAGGUGUUGGGUUGUUUGGGUAUUCUGUCAGAAAAAUGCUAAAAAAAACUUAUUUACUCCUAAGCCCUAGCUUACAGGAGACCUGCUAUUACUGCUUGGAUAUGGCAUGUCAUUUUCAAAAAAAGCCGGGCCGCCAACAGAAUGUAUUGGGAAAAAAACCGGUCCUAAGAGGGUUAAGCUUUUGAACAUGUGGAUAUUACUGGAUAUACUGUGAUUUACUACCCACUUUGGUGUGAUGGUCACUUAUGGGUUCAUUAUUAUGAUAUGGAAAUAUGUACAUUAUUUCAAUUCACUUGUCUAGAGAUUUUAGAGCAUCUUCAUAUCUACAUGUAUGUUGCUUUUUGAGAAAAGCUAAAUUGUUAUUAUGGUAAAUAAAAGGCACUGAUAAUAUAA